Molecule: messenger RNA, 914 nt
Organism: Styela clava
Lineage: Eukaryota; Metazoa; Chordata; Ascidiacea; Stolidobranchia; Styelidae
Product: N-acetylglucosamine-1-phosphotransferase subunit gamma-like
Cellular component (GO): Golgi apparatus
Source: RefSeq, a predicted model, not a curated record
CAUUUUGUUACUGUGUUAGUUUGUUGUCUAUAUUAUUGACAAAAUGAGGCGUAUUGGCGUGGAAUUUAUGGCGUUAUUGAUAUUUUGUUUGUUUAUUCCUAUGGGAAAUGCCGAAGUUGUUCAGAUGAAAAUUGUUGAUGACAUUAGCAGCUAUGGGUAUAGCAACUUUGGUCCAGAUUCUUCAAAUAGCAACCUUGUACCUAAAGUGAAACCUGCAAAUUUUUCGGGACCAACUCAUUUGAAGGUUCUUAAAGGCAAAUGUUUCACAUUGAGACUUUCUGAGUACAAAUACAAGUUUUGUCCAUUUGAUAAUGUGACCCAGCAUGAACAAACAUAUCGAUGGAAUCCUUACAGUGGAAUAUUGGGAGUAUGGAAGGAAUGGGAGAUAAAAAAUAACACAUUUCACAGUAUGAUUAUGCCAAAUGGUGACAGCUGUGGAUCAGAUAGUCGGCAAGUGCAGGUAGUGCUUUCUUGUGGAAGAGCGAAUAAUCUUACAGAAGUCAGCGAACCAAAGACUUGCAAUUAUUUGUUGAAGUUCGAAACCCCAUUAGUAUGUCACGAAGAUUCUCUAUUAGUGUAUCCAAGAAUCAACAGUACAUUACAACAAGAAUGGGAUCGAUUGGAACAACAGCUUUAUGAUGAGGAAAUAACUGCAAAGGGGUAUAAUAUCUAUUUGAGAAGGAUACUGUGGAAAGCUGGAUUGGUCUCUAGUCAUUCAACAAGCUCAGAUCAAAAUGUUUUCAAACCUUUUCAAUCUCUGGAUAAUUGUAAUUCGGAGUAUCAAAAACUGCUAGAAGAAAUAAAAAAAUUGAGAAGUGAAAAACAACAAAGAUAGUGCGAAAAAUACAGUGGGGAGGAAAUACAAAUAAGAAUAAGCUAUGCAUCAUCGUUACAUAGUGCAAUUGCUGUUAAAU